UCUUUAAAAUAUCCAAUCUUACAGUGACUCUGUGUAUUCGGAAAAUGGGCUUCCUUGUCGGACUUGUCUUCGGUCUUCUCGUCGGCGUUGCCAUUAUCGUACUCUUUGUUCGUUCCGAGAACUCUCGAUCCAAGCUUCGAACUAAGCUCGCGACGACGGUGGCUGCUUUUGCAAGAAUGACAGUCGAUGAUUCUAGAAAGAUCUUGCCGGCGGAAUUCUACCCUUCUUGGGUGGUCUUCUCGCAGAGCCAGAAGUUGACUUGGCUUAAUCAGCACCUUACGAAGAUCUGGCCUUAUGUUAAUGAGGCAGCAUCUGAUCUGAUAAAGGCGUCGGUCGAACCGGUGCUGGAACAAUACAGGCCGGUUUUAUUGUCUUCUUUGAAAUUCUCCAAGUUUACUCUCGGCACUGUUGCACCACAGUUUACUGGAGUAAGAAUUGUUGAAGAUGGAGCUGAUAGUAUUACAAUGGAGUUGGAAAUGCAGUGGGAUGCAAAUUCAAAUAUAUUACUUGCUAUCAAGACCUAUCUUGGUGUAUCACUACCUGUACAGGUGAAAGAUAUUGGAUUCACUGGAGUUUUCAGGUUGAUAUUUAAACCCCUGGUGAAUGAGUUUCCUUGCUUUGGAGCUGUUUGUUAUUCUCUGAGAAAAAAGAAAAAGUUGGAUUUCACCCUGAAAGUCAUUGGCGGUGACAUGUCAACUGUUCCUGGACUUGCUGAUGCUAUUGAGAGCACAAUCCAUGAUGCUAUUGAAGAUUCUAUCAUGUGGCCUGUGAGAAAAAUUAUUCCCAUUUUGCCUGGAGACUACAGUGAUUUGGAGUUAAAGCCUGUUGGAAUGCUAGAGGUGAAGCUUAUCCAGGCCCGUGAGUUAACAAACAAAGAUAUUAUUGGAAAAUCGGAUCCCUAUGCCGUUUUAUAUGUACGCCCUUUACCUGCAAGAACAAAAAAAAGUAAAACAAUUAACAAUCAGUUGAAUCCUAUAUGGAAUGAACACUUUGAAUUUGUCAUUGAGGAUGCAACAACUCAGCACUUGGUGGUAAGAGUUUAUGAUGAUGAAGGGGUUCAGGCAUCCGAGCUUAUUGGAUGUGCUCAAGUACUUCUAAGUGAACUUGAACCUGGUAAAGUGAAGGAUGUCUGGUUGAAUCUGGUUAAAGACUUGGAGAUCCAGAGAGACUCUAAGUACAGGGGGCAGGUGCACUUGGAGCUCUUGUACUGUCCCUUUGGCAUGGAGAACAGUUUUAAAAACCCCUUUUCCUCUGACAUUUCAAUGACCUCUUUGGAGAGGGUUCUUAAAAAUGGAGGAGCAAAUGGAACAUAUGAUAUCGAAAAUGAGAAAGCAGAUACACAUAAGAAAAGAGAGGCUAUUAUUAGAGGAGUACUGUCUGUGACUGUGAUAUCUGCGGAAGAUUUGCCUAUUGUAGAUUUAAUGGGAAAGGCUGAUCCCUAUGCUGUACUCACAAUGAAGAAAUCAGAGGCAAGAAACAGAACUAGGGUUGUGAAUGACAGCUUGAAUCCUGUUUGGAAUCAAACUUUUGAUUUCGUUGUCGAGGAUGGAUUACACGAUAUGCUAAUCCUUGAAGUCUGGGACCAUGACACUUUUGGGAAGGAUUACAUGGGGAGGUGCAUUUUGACUUUGACAAGGGUUAUAUUAGAAGGAGAAUACACAGAUUGCCUGCCGCUAGAGGGAGCUAAAUCUGGAAAAUUGAAUCUCAACCUUAAGUGGAUGCCACAGCCAAUUUUCCGUGAUUCCUAAGCGAUACAAAGACUGGUAGGUUCUGAGUUUAGAGAACUCUGCAGGUUCGAGUUUGACUCAAGUCGCAUGCCGAAAGCCACUUUAUUCCAACCCCUCACAUUUCAGUAAACCAUAGCUCUCAGAGGGUGCUCAAACUACUGUGCCGAUACCCUGUAAGGGCUAAUAGUUGAAACUUUGCAUGUAUAAUUUUUCACUUAGCUGCUCUAGACUGUAAAGUUCGAGUUUUGGAUACCAAUUAGAAUACAUGAGAAAUUGGGAUUUGACCCCAAGGCCUUGGCAUGCGGUAUUUCUUAUCAAAUUCAAGGUUUUCUUUUGA
This is a messenger RNA of Hibiscus syriacus, 2064 nucleotides long. Its product is annotated as synaptotagmin-5-like. Lineage: Eukaryota; Viridiplantae; Streptophyta; Magnoliopsida; Malvales; Malvaceae. The transcript is spliced from 12 exons. Gene Ontology annotation, molecular function: lipid binding. The coding region runs from base 45 to 1748 and encodes 567 amino acids. The record is from RefSeq and is a predicted model, not a curated record. Gene Ontology annotation, cellular component: endoplasmic reticulum.